GAUUGGCCGGCCCCGUCUCGACCAAUCCGGACGCGACUCUCAUUAACACUCGGACCGGGGCGUCGGUGUUGUCACAUCGCCGCCGCCGCCACACAGUCAGUCGGCACCGAGCGCGCUAACCGUUCUCGUUUUCGUCGUUGUCAUCGUCGUCGUCGUCGUCGUCGCUUCGUCGUCGUUUCCGUUUCGUCGUACACUCGUAUUCUCACCGUGUCGUUCUCGCGUUAUUAAUAUUGUAUAUUUUUUUUUAAAAGUGCGAUUUUUCUCGUCCCCGUUCACGGUGUAUGUGUACACACCCACACACACACAUCGCAAACGCCUUUUACCUUUGUCAGAAGUAAUCGUAACAGUAACCUAACCUCGCGUUUCCGAAUUAUUUAUUUCUAUUAAUUUUAACACCUCGUUCGAUUUUCUUCCACAAAGUGUCCAACUGUCUUUCACGUGCGCAAGUGCGCGUUUGUGAUCAUCUACACCGUCGUUCAACGCACAUAUAUAUAUAUUUAAAUAUAUUUAUUUAAAAUACAUAUAUAUUUAUAUAUUCAAUAAAACAUAACGUUGGAUUCGGUUUUCUUUCAACUCACGAGCCGUUAAUCUCCUGCAGCAGAAAACAUUUGUGAAUGCUCGAGCAGAAGUCUGGUCCACCGUAGUGGCCGGGGCAAACGGUAGCGGCGCGGACGGCGUGGCUGUUAUGCGGUUCGAACAAGCGGACCUUAGGUGCCGGUCACCCCGUGGGGCACCGGACACCCCGCAAACCGCGGCCGCGAUGACCGGUGGCCAACGUUCCCCCGACACAUCGUACACGGCGGCCCGGGCGUCGUCCACCGACUUCUCGGUCAGCUCGUUGCUGACCAACAACAACAACAGCAGCAGUAGUAGCGGCGGUGGCGCGCCGCCAUCCGCGGUGCAACAACAAGCCGGCGGCCAGCAGCAGCAGUACCCGCCGCCGCCGCCACCGCCACCGGGUCUGUCGGCCGCUGCGGCCGCGGCUUACGCCAUGGGCGCUUGUUACCCGGGCACCAUGAUACCCAUGCCCAAGAUGCACCACGCGCCCCAUCAUCCCGGCGCCGCGGGCUAUCCAACCGAAGAGAUGCUCGCGCUGGCCGCGGCCGUCGCGCACGGCGUCCACCACCCGCACCCGGCGGCUUCGCUGCCACGUUCCGUGGUCAGGCCCGAGGACGACGGCGUGGUCGACGAUCCUAAGGUCACCUUGGAGGGCAAGGAUCUGUGGGAAAAGUUUCACAAGCUCGGCACCGAAAUGGUCAUCACCAAAUCCGGCAGGCAAAUGUUCCCGCAGAUGAGGUUGCGGGUGAACGGUCUGGACACAAAAACCAAGUACAUCUUACUGCUGGACAUUGUGGCGUCGGACGACUACCGGUAUAAGUUCCACAACAGCCGAUGGAUGGUAGCCGGAAAAGCGGAUCCGGAAAUGCCCAAACGAAUGUAUAUACAUCCAGACUCCCCGUCGACUGGCGAACAGUGGAUGCAGAAAGUCGUGUCGUUUCACAAACUAAAGCUCACCAACAACAUAUCUGACAAACACGGAUUUGGUUUAAAUCAGUUUUCGCUACAGACCGUAAACAGACCCAUCAACCGUUUCCACAGAUUUCCAGAGACCAUACUGAACUCGAUGCACAAGUACCAGCCCCGUUUCCAUCUAGUCAGAGCCAACGACAUCAUAAAGUUGCCGUACUCAACUUUCCGCACGUACGUGUUCAAAGAAACCGAGUUCAUCGCCGUUACCGCGUACCAAAACGAAAAGAUUACUCAGUUGAAAAUCGACAACAAUCCGUUCGCCAAAGGGUUCCGAGACACCGGCGCCGGAAAACGAGAAAAAAAAUGUGUACAACGUAAUGGUGUUUUCAGGCAAGCAAUGUUGACGGCGCAACGUCACGGCGGCGGUCAAACGGUCCAGAACCAGGACGAUAAGCCUUCGGGUUCCGAUCACGAGGAUGAUAAGCCCUUGGACGUGGUCGGCGGUGGAGACCCCGACUCGCCAAUAUCCGCUCACCACCACCAUCAACCGCACCAACCUGGUUCGUGGUUUUCGGGAUUGGCCGAUGGUAGCUUGCUCCUGGAAGACGCAAUGCGGAGACGACUAGCCGGUCAUCCAGUACUUCACCACGCGGCGUUCCUCCAACACCACCACCAGCAAGCGCACCAGCAGGAAAUCGAUAGUGAACAAGAUAGCAGUUGUUCCGAGUCAGGUCGAGACAGGAUGAACUCACCGUCUGAUAAAGAGUCUGCAGGACCUUCCGGACCCGGACACAGCCCCAGCGAUUACCCGUCGCCAAACGUAUCGUUCGGACCGCCGAUCCCGCCGUCGCCGCACUUGUUACCGUACCUGUACCCCGGUAUGUACCCGGGCGGCUCGGGACUGGGCGGGCCGCUGUGCCCGUCCGCGCUCAGCCCCACCACCAACCUACUGUUCAACGCUCAGCUGGCGCUGGCCGCUCACCACCCGGGCUCGCUGUUCACGCAGGCGUACCUGCAGGGCGCCGCGGCCGGCGGCAGCAUCGGCGGCGCCGGCGUCCCGGGCGGCCACCAGUUCAAGAUGACAACCGGCGGCCUGGCCGCGGCCGCCGCGGCCGGCCUGGGCCGGUUUCACCCGUACCAUCUGGGGCUGCACCAUCCGCACCAUCCGUCGUCCGUCGGUUCGGCGUUCGAGACGGUCACGCCGGGCCGGUGCUCGUCGGCCGGCAGCACGCCGCCACCUGCGCCCCUUGACCUUCAGUCGCCCACCAACGGCAGCCGGCAACAGACGUCGCCUCCGACGCAGCAACCGGCCCUGUCCGGCCAACCGCAGCAGCAGCAGCAGCAGCCUCCGCCGCGACAGUCGUCUCUGUCGCCGUCCCAACGGCACCAUCGGGUGGCUGCAGCCAGCAGCGAGCUCAAGUCCAUCGAGAAAAUGGUCAACGGGCUGGACUCGGUUUCGACCACCGCGGCGGUCGCGGCCGCAGCCGAUGAACAAGUAACUGCGGCGGGCAAAUAGAGACCCUCGUGCGCCUCUACAGCGUCCCGUGGCCCUAUCGACCACUCUACACCCAUCCGCCCACGCAUACGUAUACACGCACGUGCGUCCAAUACGGUAUGUUGUCGUAGAUGGUAAUUUACAUAUAUACAGACAUAUUAUAUAAAUAUAAAUCAAUAUGUUAUAUAAAUAUAUAUAUAUAUAUAGAUAAA
This is a messenger RNA of Sipha flava (yellow sugarcane aphid), 3177 nucleotides long. RefSeq names its product optomotor-blind protein-like. Gene Ontology annotation, molecular function: DNA-binding transcription factor activity, RNA polymerase II-specific; RNA polymerase II cis-regulatory region sequence-specific DNA binding. The coding region runs from base 686 to 2986 and encodes 766 amino acids. The record is from RefSeq and is a predicted model, not a curated record. Gene Ontology annotation, biological process: cell fate specification; regulation of transcription by RNA polymerase II; positive regulation of DNA-templated transcription. The transcript has 9 exons. NCBI's taxonomy places the organism in Eukaryota, Metazoa, Arthropoda, Insecta, Hemiptera, Aphididae. Gene Ontology annotation, cellular component: nucleus.